Polypterus senegalus (gray bichir) is the source of this 660-nucleotide messenger RNA. RefSeq names its product ICOS ligand-like. Gene Ontology annotation, cellular component: external side of plasma membrane. The record is from RefSeq and is a predicted model, not a curated record. The transcript has 4 exons. Gene Ontology annotation, biological process: immune response; cellular response to lipopolysaccharide; negative regulation of T cell proliferation. Lineage: Eukaryota; Metazoa; Chordata; Cladistia; Polypteriformes; Polypteridae. The annotation marks the transcript as partial.
UUUGUUUCUUUCAUUUCAGCUGACAACUGCCUUACUGCCAUCAUUGGGGAGACAGUGCAGUUUAACUGCUCCACUAAAGAGUCCUUAAAGGCAGAAGACAUUUCAGUCGAGUGGACAGCAAGUGAAGGUGACAUUGUUCAUUCAUUUGUCAAAGGAAAAUAUAACAAUCCGGAUGCCCGGUUCAAAGGCCGAACGCAGCUCUUCACAUCUGAACUGUCACGUGGUAACUUCUCACUACAGCUGUCAGACGUGUCAGUCGCUGAUGAAGGGCAGUUUGAGUGCAGUUACAGUAAAGAUAAGAAGACAAGAAUUAGUGUGUCUUAUCCGUGCCUUCUAGUCACAGCUCAUUUCUCUGAUCCAGUUGUAAACAGAACACCUUCAGGGUUAAACAACACUGAAGACAAAUUCAUCUGUACGUCUGAUGGAGGAUAUCCUGAGCCAAAGGUCCACUGGGCAGUGAAUAACGUGUCCGUGGUGGACUCGAGCCGAAUAAACACAACGCUGAGCAAAGACAGCAGGGGACUCUACAGUGUGACCAGCAUCCUGACUGUGAAUGUGACAGUAAACGAGUCUGUGACCUGCACCAUCGAGAAUGAGAAACUCAAGAAGAAUAAGAUAUGGGCUAAACCAGAGAUGCCAAUGCCCCUGGUGGAGUGUUAG